Messenger RNA from Linum trigynum, 2663 nucleotides. The record is from the annotation of a GenBank genome assembly. NCBI's taxonomy places the organism in Eukaryota, Viridiplantae, Streptophyta, Magnoliopsida, Malpighiales, Linaceae.
UCAAUAGUUCAAUUAGGCCCCUGCUGUCUUUUUUCUUGGUUUUUUUUUAUGCUAGCUAGCUUCAUUUUACAGAAUAGACAUCAAAACUGGAAAUAGAUAGUUACCAAAACAUGAACAUCCUCGGUUGCAAUAUUUGGAAUUGGACCGUCAGUGUGAGAAGAGCUGACAGGAUUUUUUCGUUUGCUGGAUUUUCGAUUGGUGGUGCUCAUGGCUUUCGAUGGAGAGAGAUGGGCAGAUGGCGAGUGGCGACUGCCGUCGACGAGGGGCGACAAUGGGGGCCCUGCGCCUGCACUGCUGGAAGCUGGAUGGUGGUGGCUGACUGGCUGUCGUGCUCUGCUCUGCUACCCCCGGCGCCGGCGGUGACUCAUGGUGCAGAGAUGGAGGGCGGCGACUCUCGACUCUCGAGACUCGAGUUGUUGUUGGGAGGCAGGCGUGGCGGCGACUGGAAAUCAGUGAUGGGAGGGCGGCGGCGACUGAGGGUCGGGAGACGGAACAGAAUGGAGUUUUGGCUGCUGGUCGCUGGAGGGUCGGGAGACGAUCGAUUCGAAGGAGACUGGCUGGCGGCUGCUGGAGGUGGAGGGCGAGACUCGAGAGGCAGAGAGGAGAGGCAGAGGCCGAGAGGGUUAGGGGUUGUUAGGGCUUGUUUCGGUUGGGAUUGGGUCAUUGGGAGGCUGGCUGCUGGGCUGGGUUUCUUCAAUUGGGUUUGGGCUUGCAGCCCAGCCCUUGCCCCUUGGCCCAUUACCACUUACUAGCUUAUACAACAUUUCGGUUUACGGUUCGGAAUUCGGAAUUCGGUUUCGGGCGGUACCACCAUGUAUUCCGAAGUAGAAGGAUUUUGCAUCCGAAUUCCGAUCCGAAAUGAAGGAAAUUCGGUUUCGGUCGGUUCGGGGUCGGUUCGGUUCGGAGAGUUAAAACCGGACCGAACGCCCACCCCUAGCAAGGAAGGGUGAUUUGCAUAUCUCGCACGUAAAGAAUGGGUGCUUCCUUGUCAGAUUUAGGCAUCAAGAUUAUUAUAACACGGCUAUCAAUGGAGGGCCAUGGCUGCUAAGGGACACAUACCUCACAAUAGUGCGUUGGUAUAAGGGUUUUAAUCCAUGGACGAUGGAGGUCAAAUCUACUUUUGUAUGGGUUCAACUACCAGAUUUGCCUAUUGAAUUUAUCAAUAAAGAAGCAGCAAGGCGAAUAGAGGCACUGAUAGGGAAACCGGUCAAGGUGGAUAGGGCGGUAGAAGAGGGAGCACGUGGAAAUUGUGCUCAUGUAUGUGUUGAGGUGGAUCUGACUAAACCAUUCUUAUCCAGAUACAAAGUAGAAAGGAUCAAAUAAUUUAUUCAAUAUGAACGUCUAGAGAACAUUUGUACGGAGUGUGGGAAGUAUGGAAAGCCAACAGUUAUGUGCACGUGCUAGGACCCUAUGGUGGAACGGGAACAUGAGUCAGUCUCUAUUGUCCCUAAAACCCCUUGAUAGACCAAUAAUUACAAAUGUUUCUACCCCUAUUCUUGAGCCGUUUGAGAUGUCGAUUCCCGCGUUUUAGGCCGAUUUCACGCUAGGUUGUUCGUGUUUGUGAUAUUUCAGGUCCUAGCACAUGAAUGAAGGCCUGGGAACGAGUUCGGGGUCGAUUGGACGAAGAUUGGACGUUUGGCGAGAAGCUGGGAAGCCACGCGGGCACCAUUUCACCUCACACGGCCGUGUAGGGGCCCCUUGUGGCCGUAUGAAGGCUCGGUAAAAGCCACACGGGGAGCCUGGGGAGCCACACGGCCGUGUGGCCUCUGCCCGUGCAGCUUGCCUGGUUGCCCACUAAUCGAAACGCCGCGUUUGGACACUCACACGGGCAGCUGGGAAAGUCACACGGCCGUGUGGCCUGGCCGUGUGAGUCGGGAAUUUCUGGUUUUAAGCCAAUUUCGAGCCAAAGGAGGGGGAGAGCUGAGUUUUGGUUCCCAAACACCUAAGGGACGAACCCUAGAGAGAGAGCGACUUGGGAACAUUAUUGGAGCUAUUGUGGAGGAUUUCUUCACCAUUGGAGCUCGGGAAUCAAGCUUGGAGAUGGAGAUUGAAGAUCUAGAUCAGAUUUCUGCAGUCUCUCUCUUCUCUAUGGAGUAACUUCCCUUCACUUAGGUUUUGAGGAACCCUAGUUCCAUGUGUUAGGAUCUUUCUUGUAUGAAGUUUUGGAUGCUAUAUUGUUUUAUUAUAAUCGAUUGAGGCAUUAUUUAUUGAGUCAAUAGAAGGCUGAUCAUCUUCUCUUGAUUUCUGCUUUAACCUAUGAUAGAUAGAAUCUGAUUAGGUUAAGAGAGCUUCCUUGAUUGAUAGUGGUGAAUUGGUUGUGCGAGAGUCAAUCAAUUCACUGCUUUGUACUGGAAUUCAUUCCAGUAGUGGAGAUCUGUGUGAAUCGCCUUAGCAGUCUAUCCCGGUGAAGGCUAGUUGCCUGCCGGGUAUUCUGUCUAAGAGGGCUUGGUCAGCUUAAGAGAUUCCAAGCUAAUUUAGGAUCUUCCGCAGUUUAAUCAACAGUAGAUCACCCAAAAGUAAUUGCAACUUGGACCUAAUUGAGGAGCUAGGGGGAAUCAUACCUAAGUGAGUUCCCAACUUGUAAUUAGUAGAGUAGUUAGUAGAGUAGUUUAGUAAAUCAAUCCUUAAUCUAGUUUGCUAGAUAAUGAACUGAAGCUGAGUAA